AUGGAUUCCCAGCGGGAACUUGCAGAGGAACUGCGGCUUUACCAAUCCACCCUUCUUCAGGAUGGUCUAAAAGAUCUCCUGGAUGAGAAAAAAUUCAUCGAUUGCACACUAAAAGCAGGUGACAAAAGUCUUCCUUGCCACAGAUUGAUUUUGUCAGCUUGUAGUCCUUACUUCCGUGAGUAUUUUUUAUCUGAAAUUGAUGAGGCAAAAAAAAAGGAGGUAGUACUAGAUAAUGUGGAUCCUGCUGUACUGGAUUUAAUCAUUAAGUACCUGUACUCUGCCAGUAUUGAUCUCAACGACGGAAAUGUGCAAGAUAUUUUUGCAUUGGCCAGCCGCUUUCAGAUCCCCUCUGUGUUCACUGUCUGUGUUUCUUAUCUUCAGAAAAGACUUGCUCCUGGUAACUGUCUAGCUAUCCUAAGAUUAGGGCUUCUUCUUGACUGCCCGAGACUUGCCAUCUCUGCCCGUGAAUUUGUGUCUGAUCGCUUUGUACAGAUUUGUAAGGAAGAGGACUUCAUGCAACUGUCUCCACAGGAGCUGAUCUCAGUCAUUUCCAAUGACAGCCUAAAUGUAGAAAAGGAAGAAGCGGUAUUUGAGGCAGUGAUGAAAUGGGUGCGAACAGACAAAGAAAACAGGGUUAAAAACCUUAACGAAGUGUUUGAUUGUAUCCGUUUUCGCCUUAUGACAGAGAAAUAUUUUAAAGAUCAUGUUGAGAAAGAUGAUAUAAUUAAAAGUAACCCAGAACUCCAGAAAAAAAUCAAAGUUCUCAAAGAUGCCUUUGCAGGCAAACUCCCAGAACCUAGCAAAAACACAGAGAAGGCUGGGGCUAGUGAGGUGAAUGGUGAUGUUGGUGAUGAAGAUUUACUUCCUGGUUACCUGAACGAUAUUCCCAGGCAUGGAAUGUUUGUCAAAGACCUCAUCCUCUUGGUUAAUGACACAGCUGCAGUGGCUUAUGAUCCCACGGAAAAUGAAUGCUACCUUACUGCAUUGGCUGAGCAGAUCCCCAGAAAUCAUUCCAGCAUUGUUACCCAGCAAAAUCAGGUGUACGUGGUAGGAGGCCUCUAUGUGGAUGAAGAAAAUAAAGAUCAACCUCUACAGUCGUACUUCUUCCAGCUUGAUAAUGUAGCAUCUGAGUGGGUUGGACUUCCACCUCUGCCUUCAGCCAGGUGUCUCUUCGGUCUGGGAGAAGUAGAUGACAAAAUCUAUGUAGUUGCAGGCAAAGAUCUUCAAACAGAGGCUUCGCUGGAUUCAGUAUUGUGCUAUGAGCCUGUGGCAGCCAAAUGGAAUGAAGUUAAAAAACUUCCUAUCAAAGUCUAUGGCCAUAGUGUGAUUUCACAUAAGGGGAUGAUAUAUUGUCUCGGAGGAAAGACAGAUGACAAAAAGUGUACAAACAGGGUGUUUACCUACAACCCCAAAAGAGGAGACUGGAAAGAUCUGGCUCCAAUGAAAACCCCUCGUUCCAUGUUUGGAGUGGCAGUCCAUAAAGGCAAAAUUGUGAUUGCUGGAGGCGUCACUGAAGAUGGUCUUUCAGCUUCAGUUGAAGCUUUUGACCUCACCACCAAUAAGUGGGAAGUAAUGACUGAAUUUCCCCAAGAAAGAAGUUCCAUCAGUUUGGUCAGCCUGGCUGGAUCCCUGUAUGCCAUUGGUGGUUUUGCCAUGAUUCAGCUGGAGUCUAAAGAAUUUGCACCCACUGAAGUCAAUGACAUAUGGAAGUAUGAAGAUGAUAAAAAAGAAUGGGCUGGAAUGUUGAAAGAAAUACGUUAUGCUUCAGGAGCUAGUUGCCUAGCAACACGGUUAAAUCUCUUCAAACUGUCUAAGCUAUAAACAAGAAGGUGAAAGACCAUAAUAGAUAGGGAGGUGGUCUGUUUGGAUAAUAGGGCUUUAAUUUAUUGUUUUUAAAAAGGCUAUACAGAGAU
This is a messenger RNA of Mesoplodon densirostris (Blainville's beaked whale), 1913 nucleotides long. It is a transcript of the gene KLHL41, whose product is annotated as kelch like family member 41. Bases 1 to 1821 code for a protein of 606 amino acids. The transcript is spliced from 6 exons. The record is from RefSeq and is a predicted model, not a curated record. Gene Ontology annotation, molecular function: protein binding. NCBI's taxonomy places the organism in Eukaryota, Metazoa, Chordata, Mammalia, Artiodactyla, Ziphiidae.